Messenger RNA from Pseudophryne corroboree (corroboree frog), 1017 nucleotides. RefSeq names its product complexin-3-like. The coding region runs from base 428 to 901 and encodes 157 amino acids. Gene Ontology annotation, cellular component: terminal bouton; SNARE complex. Gene Ontology annotation, biological process: synaptic vesicle exocytosis; neurotransmitter transport; regulation of neurotransmitter secretion. Gene Ontology annotation, molecular function: syntaxin binding. The transcript is spliced from 4 exons. The record is from RefSeq and is a predicted model, not a curated record. NCBI's taxonomy places the organism in Eukaryota, Metazoa, Chordata, Amphibia, Anura, Myobatrachidae.
AAUGCUGCCCACCUCUCACUCCCUGAGAUGACUCCUUCUGCGUCCACCCUCGCCCCUCCAAUGCCGCAUGCGCAGUAGCAAAACACUCCACUGUGUUCAGCAUUGUGCCACCUCUGAAUCAUGCCCAUUGCUGGGACCACAUAUACCCCUACGUAGUGGUUACUGCCCUGCGCUCCCACGUCACAUUGAUGGCUGUGUUUGGUAAUCUACAGGAUGUCGCUUCUGUGUCACAAGGAUAAAUAAGUAGGGAUUGUGACACUUGUUUAUCCCAACUUAACAGAUUAUUAUGAAGCUUUAUCUGCCCAGCGCUGCUGAGUUAUAUACUGCAUCAUGGACACCGGACUACAGAUCUGAAUAGAACAUUGCUGAACCGUUCCAGGCUACGUGUUUUGUGCCUUUCCUCCUGCAUCUAGUGAUAUCUGCAAUUAUGGCUUCCGUGGCCAAGUCACUGUUUGGGGGACCAGUGAAGAGUAUGUCUUGCUGCACAUCUGGGGGGUUCACACAGGACCUCCGACCUCCCAGAGAGGACAAGUCCAGCAUAUUCACCACAAGAAGAUGGAGUGCAGACGAGCAGCAACACCGCAGGGUCCUACAACCUGACACGAAGAGGAGAGACUCGCUGUACGCCCAGCAGAAGGCAGAGAGGGCGGUGAUGAGGGAACACUUUCGGGAGAAGUACAACCUGCGUAAAAACCCUCAGGAUCAGCAGCAGGUGAAGGCGGCUGGAGACAACGUCAGGCUGGCCAAGGAGCUGCGAGCCGCAGUGCGACAGGGCGAGCCGGAGAGAGACGACUUCUCCCUUCCCGGGUUCCUCAGCUACAAGAGCCUGGAUCUCAGCUACCUGAGGAAGGGCGCCAACAUGGAGUACCUGCAGCCAGGGCGCCGCUGCCUGGUCAUGUGACUAACAACUGUCACCUGCUCAUGUGCCCAGCACCUGGGGCCUCAUCACGUGAUCAUGUGACCAGCAUGUGGCGGAUUGGACUGUGUUAUAUAAUGAGUUAGUAUCUAAUAAAGAAC